Messenger RNA from Helianthus annuus (common sunflower), 578 nucleotides. RefSeq names its product prefoldin subunit 6. Gene Ontology annotation, cellular component: cytoplasm; prefoldin complex. The transcript is spliced from 5 exons. Gene Ontology annotation, molecular function: protein-folding chaperone binding. Lineage: Eukaryota; Viridiplantae; Streptophyta; Magnoliopsida; Asterales; Asteraceae. The coding region runs from base 57 to 446 and encodes 129 amino acids. The record is from RefSeq and is a predicted model, not a curated record. Gene Ontology annotation, biological process: chaperone-mediated protein complex assembly; protein folding.
AGCCUCUUCUUCUGUUCCCCCCAAACUCUCUCUGAUCGUCAAACAAACCAAACGAAAUGGCUUCUUCUUCUUCUUCGUCGUCACGAGAAUUACAGAAAGAGUUGGAGGCGAAAGCCAAUGAUCUGAGCAAAAUCCAAAAGGACAUAUCGAAGAAUCAUCAAGUGAGAAAGAAGUACACCAUCCAGCUUGGUGAAAACGAGCUCGUUCUUAAGGAGUUGGAUCUGUUGAACGAGGAUGCAAAUGUCUACAAAUUAAUAGGACCGGUGCUCGUAAAGCAGGAUCUUGCAGAAGCCAAUGCAAAUGUUAAGAAGAGAAUUGAAUAUAUUUCAGCUGAAUUGAAACGUUUGGAUUCGACUCUCCAGGAUUUGGAGGAAAAGCAAAAUAGCAAGAAAGAGGCGAUUUUCAAGUUACAACAAAGGAUUCAGGCUGGAAAAGCUAAGGCUUAAUUUGCUUUGAUAUGAGAUGUGUACUUUUUUAAACUGCAAUUGCUUUCUUCUAUUGGAUUUUUGAAGGUGUACUCUUUUAAUUAAGAUACAUUUAGCAUUUGGGUCGGUUUUGAUCCGUUUAUCAUUUUUUUA